AUAUACCGUUACAAAUGUGUAUACAACGCAUAUAUUUGAUUAGCGCUUAAUUGAUGUGUGCCAUUAGCGCGGUGUUGAUAAAGAUAAGGUUUAACGGUUAUUUGUCUGGAUUGCAUCCCGGCUCAUACCUAGAUAUUGACGCGUACCGUGACAAAUGUGUUCAUAAAGCAAUCAGACGACUUAUGAGUAUAACAGAUGGCAGCCAACAGUCGAAAUGAUAAUCGACAAUAACAAUUGAAAACAACAACAAAAUAUAUAAUAUACUGUAUAAAACGACAGUUAAUCUUAAAGCAAGACACGCCGCACCGCGUUGCUCCCACGUUUCUGUAUGUGCGGCCAAUUGCAAAAGUCAAACACGCACAUUUGACCGAUAUUCAAAGUAAACUUUUUUCCAAUUAUAAAAGGCAGUAAAGAGUGUCGACACAGCAUACAAUACGUCAGCCAUACAUACUUACACGUCUGUACAUUCAUAAAUCGUAUGAAGUAUGCUGGUAUAUAAACGUCAUUAGUCAUACACAUUUUGCAAACUACUAUUUUUAUAAAGAAAGCAACGCUUUACUGUCGUCACAGCCGCCGCGCCUCGGUUUAGCCACUAGUGAUUCAGCUAACUUUUCAGGAAUUCCUUAACCUCAUUGCAGCCAAUUCGUCCCCUUUGGCUGGGGAGCCCCGCUCAGCGGCCGUUCGACGUUUGCAAAGCGCGAAGCACAUACAGUGCAGUCGUAAGCGACGCGAGAUGACCAAGCGAUCUACCGUUUUGCUUUGAUCUUUCAGCCGGUUUUGUAACUAUUCGCAUUUCAGACGCUCGCCGUGAUCGUCGUGUGUCGCUCAUAAACAGUAUUGCAAGCUUUUUAUGUUUUGAGUUCGCGUGAGUGCACUUGGUUUCGUUGACUGCGCUUUAUUUACAUAUGUAUACAUAAAUAAUAUAGAAUAAACAAAAGAAUAUUAAAAAUUAUAAUUUUCAAAUUAAAAGCAAUUUUAUUGUUUUUUCACGUGCAGUGUUGUUGUGUUUCAGUGUUCAAAAUAACGAAGCGAGGAAGUGAUCACAUUGAGAAUAAAGAAAAAAGAAAAAAGACAACAAAAAUAUUGAAAAGAGGAAAAAUUGCUUUAGUUGUUUAUUAAAAGAUAUAAAAGAAACUUAUAUAAGUUUUAAACUAAGUCACAAAUAGCAGCAACAACAAAAAUUGCAAAGAUGUCAAUGUACGGCAAACGAAAUCAAAAAUAUCUGCUGCAACUAAUCACAGUUUUAACUGUUCUACUGCAAGGAACGCUCGGUCAAUCGGUUUUACUCAGUCAGCGAAACUUUUUUGCGGAAGGCAAUUCACAUGAAACAUUUUUGAAUCAACCACUCAACGCACGUCUUAACUAUACGGAUACAGUGCCGAACUUACAUUUGGAAACACGUGAGCAGUUUGAUGAUAACAACACCACGAUAAUUGUUAUUAAGAGUAUACACGAACAAUCCAACGAAUUGUCACAAACUGCCAUGGACAUCAUCACCAUCGUUUGGUAUGUGGCCACAUUUCUGGCGCUGGCCGCCUUCUUUCUGCUUAUGGCCUGCUCGGACAGACGCUGCACUGAGAACCGUGGCAAUGUAUUGAGCCACGAAGCGCCCAUUGCGCCGCCCACACCCUCGCCUUCGUACAGCGAAUUCGCACCGCCCAGCUAUGAGACCGUCAUCAAAAUGCAGCACGAUGCCAAAACCAGCGUAUUCGUUAUACCCUUCCCGCCAAUGGAUUCAGCGGCGCACAAAGAUGUGUGCAACAACAGUAAUGGUGCCGGCGCGCACACACCUCACACACCACAAACACCAACAACACCGGCAAUAAAUUUCUAUACAGUGAAUGAGUUGGAGAAAUUCAGUUGCUAGCUUGAUUGCUAGUUUGAGGGCCAACGAUCGCCAAUAUGUACAAAUGUAUCGGCAUUUAAUUGAUUUAAAUGUGACAGAAUGAUAUGUGGGGCAGCAUGAAUCACACACGGUGCAUCACUCGGUUAUCACUUAACCAUAACGAUACGUAAAGCAUCGUAUUAGCUAACAUUACUAAGUCAAUUUGUGCAGUGAUAGCCCUAUCUAGCACACUCUCUACCUGUGUAAUUGUGUAUAUAGUGCACAUGUGUAUAUACAUGUAUAUAUAUAUAGAAGAUAUGUAUCUUCAUAAACGAAUCAAAUUUUCUCAAAAUAACUGUGAUAUUAGUUAAAGUUGCACAUAUUUGCAUUUGUUAUAUAUAUAUCUUACGUAUUGCAACCGAAAUAGCAAACGCUAUAAGUAUACUUAUAUAAUUGAAAUGUAUAAAUAAUCUAAACACCAACACACCUGUGAGUACAGUAUACUCUCGAAAAGUAAAUCGAUUGGUAUUUUAGGUAAUUUACUUUUUCGAAUAAUUUACUUUUCCUAAUAUAUACAUUAAUUAUCUGUUUUUAUAAUAUUAAAUGCAUUUUUAAACUUAACAGAUUCAUUCAUUUAUUUGCUUCAAUAAAACAUAUGGAUUUACAUGAAAAACAUA
Molecule: messenger RNA, 2502 nt
Organism: Zeugodacus cucurbitae (melon fly)
Lineage: Eukaryota; Metazoa; Arthropoda; Insecta; Diptera; Tephritidae
Product: Mucin-2 (Fragments)
Exons: 3
Coding region: 1190-1867 (225 amino acids)
Source: RefSeq, a predicted model, not a curated record